Orbilia oligospora ATCC 24927 is the source of this 2655-nucleotide messenger RNA. RefSeq lists its product as uncharacterized. Bases 1 to 2655 code for a protein of 884 amino acids. NCBI's taxonomy places the organism in Eukaryota, Fungi, Ascomycota, Orbiliomycetes, Orbiliales, Orbiliaceae. Gene Ontology annotation, molecular function: molybdopterin cofactor binding; heme binding; nitrate reductase (NADPH) activity. Gene Ontology annotation, biological process: nitric oxide biosynthetic process; nitrate assimilation. The transcript has 3 exons. The record is from RefSeq and is a predicted model, not a curated record.
AUGACGACCAUCACGAGAACUACAACCUCAACACAUCCUCCAAAUAAGCUUCACCUCGAAGUUAGUUUAUCUAUACAGGAGGAAAUUACUACAAUAUUUCCACCUUCGCCACCGGCAUCAGACUCUUCAGAGCCUCAAUAUACUUUCCCACUGCCCCCAAUAUCUGCAGAAAUCUCUCCUUUAGCUAUCGACAAAGGCACGCCUGAUGCUUGGAUUCCUCGCGACCCACGUCUGAUCCGACUAACUGGUGUUCACCCUUUCAACGUCGAGGCACCCUUGACCGAUCUUUUCGAUUCUGGAUUUAUCACCCCCAAAGAACUUUUUUAUGUUCGUAACCAUGGAGCCGUCCCACAAGUCCAGGACGAAGAAAUCCCGGACUGGGAGAUAUCUAUCGAAGGACUUGUUGAGAACCCCAUAACAAUAACGUUCAAACAAAUCCUAGAAGAAUUCGAACAGUACACUGUUCCGGUAACAAUGGUAUGCGCGGGAAACCGCCGCAAAGAACAAAAUAUGGUUCGUAAAACUAAAGGUUUUAGUUGGGGUGCUGCUGGAGUAUCGACUGCAUUAUGGACUGGGCCUAUGUUAGCAGACGUGAUCCGUUUAGCCAAACCGACAAGGAGGGCGAAGUAUGUGUGCAUGGAAGGGGCGGAUAAGCUACCGAACGGAUAUUAUGGUACAAAUGCAAAAUUAAGUUGGGUGAACGACCCCAAUAGGGGGAUCAUGCUGGCAUAUAAGAUGAAUGGGGAGGCGCUUACUCCAGAUCAUGGAAGGCCGAUUAGAGUUGUGAUUCCUGGACAAAUCGGAGGAAGAAGUGUGAAAUGGCUGAAACGGCUGAUUUUAACGGAGGGGCCAAGUGAUAAUUGGUAUCAUAUCUAUGAUAACAGAGUACUACCAACUAUGGUUACUCCAGAAAUGUCUUCACAAGACAAAUCGUGGUGGACAGAUGAGCGCUACGCUAUCUACGACCUCUCAACAAACUCAGCAAUAGCUUAUCCAGAACAUGGGGAAACACUCAACCUUACAACAUCACCAAAAACUUACAGAACUCGCGGGUAUGCCUACACCGGCGGUGGCCGUAAGAUAUCCCGUGUGGAGCUUUCAAUCGACCGUGGGCAAACAUGGUCGCUUGCCGAUGUUUCUUACCCAGAAGACCUCUACCGUGCACUAGAGUAUGAGAAUAUCACAUUGUUCGGUGGAAAACUCGACGGAAGCUACCGAGAUACUUCGCAUUGUUGGUGCUUUUGGUCGCUUGAAAUCAACACAGAAGAGCUUGCAAAUUCCGAAGGUCUUUUACUUCGAGCAAUGGAUGAUAGUAUGAAUCUCCAGCCCCGAGAUAUGUACUGGUCUGUACUCGGAAUGAUGAACAACCCUUGGUUCCGCAUUGCUAUUCGCCGAGAUGGCGAUAUCCUCCACUUUGAACACCCAACACAACCAGCAUUGAUGCCAGGAGGAUGGAUGGAACGUGUAAAAAAAUCAGGUGGUAACCUUGCAGGAGCUAACUGGGGUGAACUUGCACCGAACGAGACCCCUCUUCCAAAAGUCGAAGAAGAAGUUUCCACAAUUUCGAUGGUUAACCCCAAGAUAUCUCGUAUUAUAGAAUUCGAAGAAUUCAAAACCCACGAGACCGCAGAAGAGCCAUGGUUCGUUAUCAAUAACGAAGUCUACAAUGGCACACCAUAUCUCCAGGAUCAUCCAGGCGGCGCAACCAGUAUUAUAGCAGCAGCGGGUACCGAUGCGUCUGAAGAAUUCCUGGCAAUUCACAGCGAAACUGCAAAAGCGAUGAUGGAAAAAUAUCACAUUGGUACUUUAUCCUCUUCUGCAGCGAAGAAGCUUGCUUCUGGCGGUGCGGCGGAGGUCGAUGCGACUGCUCCUAUAUUCCUCAAUCCGAAAGUGUGGAUUAAAUCAACCCUUAUUGAAAGAAAAGUAAUAUCAUGGGAUACACGAAUAUAUACGUUUGCACUGCAGCAUGAGGAACAAGUGCUGGGAUUACCUGUUGGGCAACAUUUGAUGAUCCGACUCAAAGACCAAAAGACAGGGGAUGCUAUCAUACGAAGUUAUACACCUAUAUCAGAAGGCGAUACAAAAGGCAAAUUAGAGCUGCUAGUGAAGGUAUACUUCGCCACAGAAGCGCCCGUAUUUGCCGGCGGUAAAAUGACGCUAGCGCUCGAUGCCUUGAAGCUAGGAGAGGAAAUUGAAGUCAAGGGACCAAUAGGAAAACUAGAGUAUCUCGGACGAGGAAGGGUAAUGCUCAGCGGCAAGGAAAGAAAUGUAAAGAACUUUUGUAUGAUAUGCGGUGGUAGUGGUAUCACCCCAAUCUUCCAGGUGCUAAGACAAGUGGUAAGGGAUGAGGGAGAUGAGACGAAGUGUGUAGUAUUCGACGGAAACAGGGAAGAAGGCGAUAUUUUGUGCCGAGAGGAAUUAGAUGAGUUCGAGAGGAUUGGUGGCGAUAGGUGUAAGAUAUUACAUACCCUAUCGAAACCUUCAGACGCAUGGACAGGUUUAAGGGGAAGAGUUGGGAAGGAAUUGCUAUUAAGAGAGAUGCCUCCUAGAGAAGGAGUUUUGAUACUAAUAUGUGGGCCUCCAGCAAUGGAAGCGAGUGCCAAAAAGGUUUUGCUUGAGGAGGGCUUCAAGGAAGACGAUAUGGUGUUCUUUUGA